Molecule: messenger RNA, 1137 nt
Organism: Pichia kudriavzevii
Lineage: Eukaryota; Fungi; Ascomycota; Pichiomycetes; Pichiales; Pichiaceae
Exons: 1
Coding region: 1-1137 (378 amino acids)
Biological process (GO): fatty acid metabolic process; lipid biosynthetic process
Cellular component (GO): membrane; endoplasmic reticulum
Molecular function (GO): iron ion binding; heme binding; fatty acid 2-hydroxylase activity
Source: RefSeq, a predicted model, not a curated record
AUGGGUGCGUCUCUUCCUUUGUUUGCAAAAUCAACUGUUGAACAACACAACACUGAAAAAUCAUGUUGGGUUACUCUUUACAACCGGAAAGUGUAUGAUGUUACAAAUUUCUUAGAAGAGCAUCCUGGUGGUCCGGAAUACAUCAUGGAUUACGCCGGUAAAGAUAUCACUCAGAUCCUUGCGGAUGCAGAAUCUCAUGAACACUCUGUGAGUGCGUACGAAAUGUUGGAUGAUGGUAUGUUAAUUGGGUAUUUAGCUACGCCAGAGGAAGAAAAAGAGUUACUUGAAAAACAUAAAGACAUCAAGUUGAAGCCUGAAUAUGACGAUGAUGGUUUAAGGGUUGCAGAUUUGACAGAAUUCGGUGAAAUUCCAGAUGACUUACUGCAUUUAAAGACAGAUCAUAGUGACGAUUACAAGAAGCAUAAAUUCUUAGACUUGGAUAAGCCUCUUAUCAUGCAAGUUUUACGUUCAAACUGGACGAGAGAUUUCUAUAUUGAUCAAAUACAUAGACCAAGACAUUAUGGUAAGGGAUCUGCUCAGUUGUUUGGUAACUUUUUGGAACCAUUGUCACUUACGCCUUGGUGGGUUGUUCCAUGUCUUUGGCUUCCAGUCAAUUUCUACAUUCUAUCCAUUGCAGCGAGGAACUUAUCACCCUUAACCACCUUUACAUUCUGGGCAAUAGGUUUGUUUACAUGGACCUUGAUUGAAUAUUGCAUGCACAGAUUUUUAUUCCAUCUUGAUGAUAAUCUACCAGAAAACAGAUUUGCAUUUACUCUGCACUUUUUAAUGCACGGUGUUCACCAUUAUUUACCUAUGGAUAAGAUGAGAUUAGUCAUGCCUCCUACACUUUUUGUCGUUCUAGCAUAUCCAUUCUACAGACUCGUGUUUGCCCUUCUUCCAUAUUAUAUUGCAUGUGCCGGGUUUGCAGGUGGGUUCCUCGGAUAUAUCAUGUAUGAUGUUACUCACUAUUCUUUACACCACAAGAGAUUACCAGAUUAUGUUGAGAAGUUGAAGAAGAACCAUUUGGAGCAUCACUAUAAGAACUAUCAACUAGGUUUUGGUGUCACGUCAAUGUUUUGGGACCAUGUUUUCGGUACCGACUUGCAUCCAAAUGAUGUCUACCGUAAACGUAACUAA